UGUGACUUUCAAAUCUCCACUCUCCAAACAAGAUAAGGCAGUCUUCUCUCUCCAACUUUGAACCUUCGAAUUCCAAAAGAGAAAACGUAAUUCUCGGCAGAAUCUCGUCGCAAAAAGAAAUUCUUCCUCUUUCAUUCCUGAACUCAUUUAUUACUUCGCAGACCGAAACAGACAGAGUCUGAGAAAACAGGGAGAAGCCCGGUGAUAGAAGCUCGCCGGCUUUUCUACACGCGCUGCCGGAUAAAACAAAACCCAUCCACCGUCCCGGUUGUCUUGUUAGCUUAUGUUUUUCCGUUGAGAUCAUUUGCAGGCAAGGUUAGCUUGUUCGGCGAGAAUCCGCCAAUGUCGUCACCCCCCGUAGCCUCUCCUUCUCCCACUUCUCCGCCUUCUACGAAUACUACCUCUCCGGUGACUCCUGUAUCUCCCACCGUCUCCCCCCCGCCUCCCAAUUCUACCUCUACGGUAACUCCUGUCGCCUCUCCGCCCCCGGCAGCUCCAGCCCCCUCUUCUACAUCCACCUCUCCACCUCCUUCGUCGACAUCGAGCACCCCGACUCCACCACCUCCUUCUGGUUCUAGCACUCCAUCUACUCGCUCUCCUCCGCCGCCUUCCGGGAGAUCUCUGUUGUCUCCACCGCCGCCGUCGUCUUCUACAUCAUCGUCUUCUUCCGACUCGUCUAACGGUAUCUCGACCGGACUCGUCGUUGGGAUUGCGAUUGGUGGGAUCGCUGUGCUUGUUGUGCUAAGCUUGCUCUUUGUCUGCUGUAAAAAGAAGAAGAGGAGAGAUCAUGGCGUAGACUACUACGUACCUCCUCCUACGGGGCCAAAAGAUGACCCUUAUGGUGGACGUCCUCAACAGUGGCAACAUAAUGCCCCUCCUCCCCCACCAGGGGACCAUGUAGUCACAAUGCUGCCAAAGCCCACUCCUCCACCAUCUGUUGCAUCACGACCACCACUUUCACCAACUCAUGUUCCCACACCACCACCUCCGCCUCCAUUUACAAGCAGUAGUGCAGGGUCUGGAUCCAACUAUUCAGGCUCUGAGAACCCGCUCCCACCACCAUCCCCUGGCAUUGCCUUAGGCUUCUCAAAGAGCACAUUCACAUAUGAAGAAUUAGCAAUGGCCACUGAUGGCUUCUCGAAUGCCAACUUGCUAGGGCAAGGUGGGUUUGGAUAUGUUCAUAGAGGAGUGCUUCCAAAUGGGAAAGAAGUUGCAGUUAAACAGCUCAAAGCUGGUAGUGGGCAGGGGGAGCGUGAAUUUCAAGCGGAAGUCGAGAUUAUUAGCCGAGUACAUCACAAGCACCUUGUUUCAUUGGUUGGAUAUUGCAUGGCUGGAUCACAAAGGAUGCUUGUCUAUGAGUUUGUUCCAAACAACACCUUGGAGUUUCAUUUACAUGGAAAAGGGCGACCAACUAUGGACUGGCCCACCAGAUUGAAAAUUGCCCUAGGCUCUGCAAAAGGACUUGCGUAUCUGCAUGAAGACUGUAAUCCUAAGAUUAUUCAUCGUGAUAUCAAGUCAGCUAACAUUCUUCUUGAUUUUAAAUUUGAGGCAAAGGUUGCAGAUUUUGGGCUUGCAAAAUUUUCCUCUGAUGGAAACACUCAUGUCUCUACUCGAGUAAUGGGAACUUUUGGGUAUCUGGCUCCAGAAUAUGCAUCAAGCGGCAAACUCACAGAUAAAUCAGAUGUUUUCUCUUUUGGAGUCAUGUUGCUGGAGUUGAUUACCGGGCGCCGACCCGUUGAUACAAGUCAAACCUUCAUGGAUGAUAGCUUGGUGGACUGGGCAAGACCAUUGCUUACAAGGGCUUUAGAAGAUGGCAACUAUGACACUCUUGCUGAUCCACGGUUGGAUGGUGAUUAUGACCAGAGUGGGAUGGCACGGAUGGUUGCCUGUGCUGCCUCUUGUGUACGCCAUUCUGCAAGGCGUCGACCCCGCAUGAGCCAGAUUGUUCGGGCAUUGGAAGGAGAUGUCUCUCUGGCUGAUCUGAACGAAGGCAUCAGACCUGGGCAUAGCACAGUCUACGGUUCCUAUGGGAGCUCAGAUUAUGACACAAUGCAAUACAAUGAGGACAUGAAGAAAUUCAGGAAGAUGGCAUUAGGCAGCCAGGAGUACGCUAGCAGUGGGUAUAGUGAGCCGACCAGCGAGUAUGGUCUGUACCCAUCUGGGUCAAGCGGUGAGCAAACCACCCGAGAGAUGGAGAUGGGGAGGAUGAAGAAACAUAGUCGUGGUUUCAGUGGAAGCUGACAACUGAUGCCCACCUGCCUGUAAAGAAGCACCUACCUCCCUCAAUUCGGACCUUAACUGUCUUAAUUGCGAGUGGUAAACAACCUGUCUUCAUAGAUUAAUACAAUUGCUAUUUUUUCCCCUGGAAAUUUUCGGUUGUGAUUGUAUUUAUUUUUUUUAGUUGCUUAUACAACAAAAUAAUGAGAGCAAACUGGGUCAAUUCUUUGGUUGUUGGGACUUCCUUCUUGAGUCUUGCAUGUACAUACACGUUAUACCUUUGUGAUGAUAUUUCAACCGGUUUGAGUGAGCCUUGGGAGUUUGAAUU
Messenger RNA from Nelumbo nucifera (sacred lotus), 2545 nucleotides. RefSeq names its product proline-rich receptor-like protein kinase PERK15. The record is from RefSeq and is a predicted model, not a curated record. NCBI's taxonomy places the organism in Eukaryota, Viridiplantae, Streptophyta, Magnoliopsida, Proteales, Nelumbonaceae. Gene Ontology annotation, biological process: protein phosphorylation. Gene Ontology annotation, molecular function: ATP binding; protein kinase activity.